UUUACCCUUUGGUAAACGUCAAUAUUCACAUUUUUCGUUUUUUUUGUCUAAUUGUUACUAAAAAAUGGUAUCGGUGACAAAUUAGUGGCUUUCUUGUGUUCUUUUAACAUCGACUAUUGUUCAUUGACCCUAAAUUAAGUUGUAAAUUUUAUUGCAGUUUAAAUAUACAUUGUUUAUAAUGGUAAAAAGUUGUUUAGUUGCAACUUGUAAGAAUACGCUAGGAAAAUCUGGAAUUACCUUUCAUAAAAUUGGAAAAAAAAGGUAUGCUAAUAGACUAAAAGCCAUUGGGAGAAGUGUAGAUGAAUGUUUGAGUCCGCAAAACGUUAUUUGUUCAAAGCACUAUGCCGAGGAGGAUUUUAUUUAUUUUAACGGAAAAAAAUAUUUAAGACUGGAGGCCAUGCCUAGAUUUUUUAUUCCUCGAAGACCAGUUAUCGAACAAACGACUGAAAUUAUAUCAAGUCCAGCAUCUCAGCUCCCAGAAAUAUCAAAUAAUUCUACAAACACAGAUAUAGUAAAUGUAUCAUCUGGAGAUGUCUGGCUAAUGUAUACAGAUUUAUGGAUUCUUACGCCUCAGAAUGACAAUAUUGACACAAUAAUGAACCAAGAAAAUUUGUCACAGUACCCAACCAACGAAUUUCUAUCAUCAUUGAUGUCUGACGGUUGUGAAAACUUAGAAUUUGAUAUGUCUUUAGGACCACUCGAAUCUUGAAGAAAUUAAUUCUGUUAUUUUCAGGAUCUAAAGUAAGAUCAAUUUGUGAUUCUUGGGAACAAUACAGAUUCAUUGGGGAGUGUGGAUGUAUUUAGUCAUUGAUGUACUGUUAGAAAAAGUAGAAAAUGUGGACUGAUUUUUUUUUGUUGCCAUAAGCAGUAUCUAUUCCGACUGAUUAAGCCACAAAUCAAAAUUUUGAUUAUACACGUUUUGUGGUGUUGUCCAAAUAUAUGUUGAUAGAUGAACAAUACAUGUCUGUGUCUUAAUUAUAGAGAAUAUUUAAAUAUAAUUGAAAAAGAAAUAUAUGUAUAUUGGAGGCACUAUCUAUUUCAAAAUACUGUUAUAGCAAAAGCUCUACUGUUUGGUUUUCUAGAUUGAACUAUUUUAUUAACCGUGUUAAUUACGUAAAAACCUAGUAGUAUACAAUGAUACCGCCCAUCUGUUACGUGUUAAUUGCUUAUAACUGUACGGUCUACAUUACCAUCAUUAUUGAUGUAGGCAUAGAGAAAUUAUUGUAUUUGCCUAAGAAAACGGAAAGAAACAUGUCUUUCUAAAUCUAAAGUGUAAUCACAUUCGUCAUUAUCAAAAUUUAAUGUUAGAGUUAGAUAAUAUUUAUUUGACGAUUGUAUUAGUAUAUUGUGUUUGGAAAUUUUUAUAACUUUUUGAGGUACUACCAUUUAUGAAAUUUUUAUAAAUUUAAUUUUUACAACACUUAGGAGAGCGAAUGUAAGGGUAUUCCCGUGAGACCAUAUCUGCUUGACCAAGGUGCAAUUAUGUGUCAAAAAUAAAAA
Anoplophora glabripennis (Asian longhorned beetle) is the source of this 1500-nucleotide messenger RNA. RefSeq lists its product as uncharacterized. The transcript is spliced from 4 exons. NCBI's taxonomy places the organism in Eukaryota, Metazoa, Arthropoda, Insecta, Coleoptera, Cerambycidae. Bases 179 to 709 code for a protein of 176 amino acids. The record is from RefSeq and is a predicted model, not a curated record.